This is a messenger RNA of Mercenaria mercenaria, 3020 nucleotides long. RefSeq names its product zinc finger protein 700-like. Gene Ontology annotation, cellular component: chromosome. Bases 589 to 2730 code for a protein of 713 amino acids. NCBI's taxonomy places the organism in Eukaryota, Metazoa, Mollusca, Bivalvia, Venerida, Veneridae. The transcript has 5 exons. Gene Ontology annotation, molecular function: chromatin insulator sequence binding. The record is from RefSeq and is a predicted model, not a curated record. Gene Ontology annotation, biological process: regulation of transcription by RNA polymerase II.
GAAUAUAUAGCUUACUUCAGUUCGUUGUUUGAUGAUGCACGUGUCGAUAUAGGCUUUUGUGUUGUUAUCCUCCAUCGAAAACAGAGUGACUUGAGUUGGAAUGGAAGAAGCAGACAGAGAUUAUGAAAUGCUCAGGGAAAUACCAGGGUACAGUGUUAUUCUGAAAGCUGUUCUUAGAAACCAGAUUCAGCAUUUGGUUGAACAGUUAGCAAGUAGCACUGAUGAGGCAUCAGUAGUUCUUACAGCCAGCAUAACUGAUGGUGUUUGUACACUUGUUAAUCUUAGUUCCAAGCUGGGUAAAACUUUCCUGGAAGAACAUGAACAAAUCAGAUUACAAUUAGAGGACUUUUGUUUAAAAGCACACCUUGUAAAGGCCAGUCCUGAGAAAACAUGUCAACAAAUGGACUCCUUUAGACCCGGAAAGAAGAUAGUUCCUAGACUCUCUGGCUCAUCACAGGAAUUCAGUUUAGAAAAUUCUACCAUUGUUCCAUCAGUUCAGAGAGAUGUAUUAUCGUCCACUUUAGGAUGCUCUAGCAACAAAAGGGAUCAUUGUAAUACCAGAAUCAGACCAUACCCAUCUAAAAGACCAUGCCAGACCCAUUCAUUGAACAGUACAUUAGAGUGAAUCGGGAUGAAAGGCCUGAUACAGGAAGGAAAUGUGCAGAAUCAGGCGCUUACUCUAAAGAAAAUAGCUCUAAGUUUGUGCCACAUAAAUCUGAAGCAUCAUUGGAAAGUGAUUCCGGAAGCAUUGCUAGUGAAAUACUCUCUGAAGAGGAGACAUUUUCAGUUCAAACUCACAGUGACAAGGAGGAAGUUAAAGAACAAAUAAACCUAAAUACAGAUACUGUUGCAUGUUUUGAACAAAGUGAAACUGUAAAAAUGCAAGAAGACACAGCAGUAAAUUUGAAUAGAAAUCUGUUUACAGAUUUUGAUAAUAAAAUGGCUGAUUUCGACAUUGAGUUAACAAAUAGUGACAGUAACAUCCAAACAGUUGUUGAUGAAAAUUUGAAUGAUAUGGACUCAGUUGAGACAGUGGAUUACAGUCACAAUGGGGAACAUUUGCAAGAUAUUCCAGUACCAGAUUGUAGUAACAUUAUUUAUAGGAAUCUGCCAACAGAAAAGCAAACUGUUCUAAGUGAUAGUUGUGGAAAAGAUCGAUUGUACUCAUGUACAUCUUGUAUGAGAAAAUUUGAUUUUCAUUGCCACUUGAAGAGGCAUAUAUGUAUAGACGAUCUGGACAAAAAGCAAAGUAUUUGUACCAGUGACAAGUCUGCUGAUUCUGUGAUGGAAUCGCCAGACACAUCUCCUAAUGAUUCAGUUCUACCAACAUCAACGGAAACUGUGCCUGGAAGUGAUUAUGUAGGUUUUCUGACCUCGGAUUUUGGUGACAAGUUAGAUAAGCUGAUUGAUGAGGAAAAGGAAAUUGUUGAAAAAUAUAUUGACAGUACUGUAUUUAAAGAUGAUGGACAACAGUACAUUAAGUGUAAAAUAUGUCGAAAAGACUUGUUGAGUAAAAGGUUCCCAGAGCAUAUUUUAACACAUACCAAACCGUACAGAUGUGUAAAAUGCGGACAAGGGUUUAGAGCUAGGGUUGACCGUACAAACCAUUUAAGGAAGAAACAUAAUAUUGACAAGGACAGUCAUCAUGACAAAGAAGACUAUGAAGCACAGAGAAUAAGAGAUAUCUUCCUUAGUGUCAUUUCAAGAAGAAGUUUACCAAAACAUAAAUCUGAGAAACAUCUUAAAAAAGCUGGAAAUAAUAAACUUAAGUCAGAAAAUGAUCUAGGCAUAUUUUCAGACUUGCCUGCUGACAGUCAACCAUUUCAGUCUGGUAAUGAUUCUGAACAAAUAGAAAUGAAAGUUAGAGAUUCAAAUGCUGAAAAUAAGAUUACAAAUGAAGAUGAACAUGAAUGUGAAAAAAGCAUUGUAUCUUUGGAAGAAACAGAUAAUAAUUCAGACACUGAAGAUAUUUGCUAUAGUAACGAUGAAUGUUCAUAUAACCCAGAUAGUAAAGGUCCAGAGAAUUUUUUUUAUAAAAUAAAGUACAAAGAUGGCUUCCAGUAUGCUUCAUGUAAACUAUGUGGUAAAGAAUUUCAUGGAAAAAGAUUUGCUGAACAUAUAUUCACACAUGUUAAACCUUUCAAGUGCAAGGAAUGUGGCAUUGGGUUUCGUGAUAAAAGAGAAAGAAAUAUGCAUUUGACUGUCCAGCAUCAUUAUCCAUCUGGCACUGUUUGUUCUGACAGUGAAGAUUCAAAAGGACACAGCUUGAGAAAAGAAAUACAGGACUUCCUGUCAAAAUACAGCCGUCCAGAGAAAGAAAGAAAAAGGACAUAUACUGGAGAUCCUACAAAAUCUACCAUUGAAACAAUGGAUACAGCAACAUCGGACAGUUUAGAAAUAAUGUCCCGAGUGGCAUCUGAGAGCCCUACAGGAGGUGGCGCUCUUUUCAAACAUUCAAGUACGUCUAAUUCUCUCAGUGAUGAUACUGAAACUUUCAGUGUUGAAGAGGUUACUGGAAAAUCCAAGAAACGUAGGGCCUUCUUAACUUGUAACAUAUGUGGUAUAGCAUUAACCAAUUCGCACUACAAACAACACAUGAGGGUUCACAGUAAACCAUUCAGAUGUAAGCAAUGCCAUUAUGCAACAGCUCGUAGAAAAGCUCUUGAAAUUCACUUGUUAAUGAAACAUGGACUCAAGGCAACUGCUGAUGAUUUAACUGAAAUUGAAUAAGUCUUAGAUUGAAACUGUAAGCUACGAAGUCAGAUUGAAUUGAAUGUUUUUGAAGCCAGAGGAUAAUUAAAUAGUUUCUUAAGAUGUGUGAAAUUGCAACUUUUUAACCCAGUGACAGACGAAUGCAAAAUACUUUGAAGUCUUUGUGGAUUAAGACGAGCUUUGACAUUGAUUGCUUGAAGAUAUCCAAUGCCUAUUUCACGAAAAUAUUUUAUCUUUUGAUAUUUAUUUGAAAUGUAGCAAAUUCUUGUCAAUGUUUUUAACUUAAUUAAAUACAUUGUAUAUAUAUA